CGCUGCUCUCUCUCUCCCUCUCUGUUUUCCUUUCAUUCUGCUUCCACUGAGCCGAAUGAAGCAGGGAGAAGGAUUAGUUUCUGCCACCGGCUAUCAGGGUAGCGUAGAUAAAAGGAACUGCUUCUUAAGCACCACUGCAGCAGUCCUUGUUAUUUUUUUUCCUCUUUCCACAACAGUUGUGCCUCAUUAUCCAGUGCCUGGCUCAAUUUUUUGGAGGUUUUGAAGUUUCUGUGCUCCAGUGACUGUUACAGAAGAAGAGAUGUGAGCCUUGCCAUGAGGUCUUAAUUGUCUGCAUUUGUGAAUGAAACUGACCUAAAUCACCUGUUACCUCCAGUUUUCAGACUGUUUGAACUUCGGCUGCACACUCCAGGACUGAACACCGAAGCCGCAUAAGGACUUACAGUAUCUUCAGCAUGGGCUGUCUGAGCAGGAUUGCAUAUCUUUUCUGGGGAGUAUUACUAGCUGCAAGAACAAACUGUCAAAAUGGGAAGAGCAAUGUGCCAAGAUUGAAAUUAUCCUAUAAAGAAAUGUUGGAAUCCAACAAUGUAAUCACCUUCAAUGGCCUGGCCAACAGCUCCAGUUACCACACUUUCCUUUUGGAUGAGGAACGGAGUCGGCUCUAUGUUGGAGCAAAGGACCACAUAUUUUCAUUCAAUCUAGUUAAUAUCAAGGAUUUUCAAAAGAUUGUCUGGCCUGUAUCUCACGCCCGAAGGGAUGAGUGCAAAUGGGCUGGAAAGGAUAUUCUGAGAGAAUGUGCUAAUUUCAUCAAGGUGCUUAAGGCUUACAACCAAACUCACUUGUAUGCCUGUGGAACGGGGGCCUUUCAUCCAAUUUGCACCUACAUUGAAAUUGGACGCCAUCCUGAGGACAACAUUUUUAAGCUGGAGGAUUCUCAUUUUGAAAAUGGCCGUGGAAAGAGUCCAUAUGACCCUAAACUGCUGACAGCAUCUCUUUUAAUAGAUGGAGAAUUAUAUUCCGGAACUGCAGCAGACUUUAUGGGAAGAGAUUUCGCUAUUUUCCGAACUCUUGGACACCACCAUCCUAUCAGAACUGAGCAGCAUGACUCCAGGUGGUUGAAUGACCCCAGGUUUAUUAGCGCUCACCUCAUCCCAGAGAGCGACAAUCCUGAAGACGAUAAAGUAUAUUUUUUCUUCCGGGAAAAUGCAAUAGAUGGAGAACAUUCUGGAAAAGCUACCCACGCCAGAAUAGGGCAGAUAUGCAGGAAUGAUUUUGGGGGACACAGAAGCCUGGUUAAUAAGUGGACAACUUUCCUUAAAGCUCGUUUGAUUUGCUCAGUGCCAGGAUCUAAUGGCAUUGACACCCAUUUUGAUGAAUUGCAGGACGUAUUUCUAAUGAAUUCAAAAGAUCCCAAAAAUCCAGUCGUCUAUGGUGUGUUCACGACAUCCAGUAACAUCUUCAAGGGGUCAGCUGUGUGUAUGUACAGCAUGACUGAUGUGAGGAGAGUAUUCCUAGGACCUUAUGCCCAUAGAGAUGGACCAAACUAUCAAUGGGUACCAUAUCAAGGAAGAGUCCCAUAUCCCCGGCCAGGAACUUGCCCCAGUAAAACAUUUGGAGGUUUUGACUCGACUAAGGACCUUCCUGAUGAUGUUAUAACAUUUGCCCGAAGCCACCCAGCCAUGUAUAACCCUGUGUUUCCAAUUAACAACCGGCCGAUCAUGAUUAAAACCGAUGUGAAGUAUCAGUUCACGCAGAUUGUAGUAGAUCGAGUUGAUGCAGAGGAUGGCCAAUAUGAUGUCAUGUUUAUUGGAACAGAUGUGGGGACUGUUCUCAAAGUAGUUUCCAUUCCUAAGGAGACUUGGCAUGAUUUAGAGGAAGUCUUGCUGGAAGAAAUGACAGUUUUUCGGGAACCCACCACCAUUUCAGCUAUGAAGAUUUCCACCAAGCAGCAACAACUUUAUAUAGGAUCAGCCACUGGAGUUGCCCAGAUGCCUUUACACCGUUGUGACAUAUAUGGAAAAGCGUGUGCAGAGUGUUGCCUUGCACGAGAUCCUUAUUGUGCUUGGGAUGGGGCAUCAUGUUCUCGAUACUUUCCUGCUGCUAAAAGACGUACAAGAAGGCAAGAUAUCCGAAAUGGAGAUCCUCUUACUCACUGCUCAGAUCUUCAACACCAUGAUAGCCACCUCAGCCACAGUCUUGAAGAAAAGAUCAUCUAUGGAGUAGAGAAUAGCAGCACCUUCUUGGAAUGCAGUCCAAAGUCCCAGCGCGCUCUAAUCCAUUGGCAAUUCCAGAGGCAAAAUGAGGAACGAAAAGAUGAGAUCAGGAUGGACGACCGCAUAAUCAGAACCGAACAAGGUCUCCUGCUUCGUAUCCUUCAGAAGAAAGACUCUGGCGUUUACCUUUGUCGUGCUGUGGAGCACGGCUUCAUGCAAACUCUCCUGAAAGUGACCCUGGAAGUCAUUGACACAGAACACUUGGAAGAGCUCCUUCACAAAGAUGAUGAUGGUCCUGAGAAUGCCAAGACCAAGGAUAUUUCCAACAGCAUGACACCCAAUCAAAAGGUCUGGUAUAGGGACUUUAUGCAGCUUAUCAACCAUCCCAACCUCAAUACGAUGGAUGAGUUCUGUGAACAGGUUUGGAAAAGGGACCGGAAACAACGCCGACAGAGACCUGGCAAUGGCCAGAUGAAUGGUAACAAAUGGAAGCAUCUACAAGAAAAUAAGAAAGGUAGAAACAGGAGGACCCACGAAUUUGAAAGAGCACCAAGGAGUGUCUGAACUGUAUUACCUCUAGAAACCUCAUCCAAGUAGAAACUUGUCUAGACAGAUAACUGGAAAAAAAUGCAAUAUACAUGAACUUUUUCAUGGCAUUAUGUGGAUGUUUACAAGGGUGGGAAGCUCAAAAGAUUCUCACCAAGUAUAUAUAAAGUCCAUUACUAACUUUCCUAACUGACUCCCUGCCCAUUACCAACACACAAUGGGCAUUCAAGGAUGAAAAAAAGUGCUUAUUUUAGUUGACUUUUUCAUGUUUCCUGCAAAGAUUUUAUUGUACAGGUUUUGCUUUUUUCUCUGCCUGAAGUCGAAAAAUAUCACUUCUCAUGCUGUCAUUUAAAAGGAGGAAAACCUACUUAAGCAGUGUCACUUUUACUGAACUAAAUAUAAAAAAAAUCAAAACAGAAACACUGCAUGGAUUUACUAAGCUGAUGAAUAUUCAAAAAUGUGGUCGGACAUAAGGAUUUUUUUUGUCUACCGACACUCUUUGUUUAUGUAUGUACUGGAAGAGUAAAAUGAUACUGAAUGAAAUGGUCUGUGGAAAUAUGAAGAGCAUAAACCAUCCAUCAUCCAGAAAGUGGAGCACACUUAUCUACUACUGAUGUCUUCUUUCAGCUUUGAUCUAAAGAUGUAUUUUAUUAAAACUAUAAUUUAAAUGUACCAUGACAAAUAUGCAGUAAAAGUUAGCUCUCUUCAAAACUAGAAUAGGCUUUUUGUCUUACGAAUAUUGUACUUUCUAAUCAUUGUUUUAAAAAUUCCAAGUGUGUGCUGCUUUAUUCUCUUGUGGAUAUCCUUUCAGCUCACAGGGACAACUCAUAUAUUUCAUAUAUGGUACAUAUCUGUUAAAUAGUUCAUAUUUGAAAAUGCAGCUCAUACGAACUGAAAAUAUAAAUUAGGUUUCCCUACAGAGCAAAUAGUGGAAACAUUUCUCUUCCCUUUUUUCUUUUAGUCAAGUAUAAUAAAUUUUAUGUUUAAUUUCCAUUUGGAAAAAGAAGCAAACAACCAGGGAAAGGGAAAAAAAAGAUGUAGUAAAUGCAUUUUUCAUUCCUUUUGAUGGGUCAGUGAAUUAGCUGAAAGAUCACAUUCCCUGAAACUGGUAAGAUACCAUGAGUCUGUUGAUUAUUUGUAUUAAUAUCACUCCAUAAAGAACAUUUAUGUACAUGAAAACAACCUUCUGGUUCCAGAAGUGAGGCAUCUAUGUUGUCAGCAUGGUUAUGGAAGGUAGUACCACCUGAGAUAAGAUCACCUGUUCUCCCAACAGAUUAUAAAAUGAUGGCCCCUAAUUGUUCAAAGCUAUUAUGAGAUAACCCAUAACUCAUUUUGUCUUGGUUAAUAUCCUGGACACAUUUAAUUGCUCUUUAUGAGUUACUUGCUACCAGAGCAAAGAAAAAGACACUGCUCACAUUUCUACAGAGUGAAAUCAGUGGUUUCCUAGAACAGCUUUGUGAAAGGAUGGACUGUAUUAUUAAGGACCUGGCUACUAGAGUUUUUACGGUUAUCGUUGAUAAUUAUCACAUUCAGCGUCGUCGUCUACCACAUCUGUUCCGUUCAAUCUUACCUUUUCAGGAGGAUUUCUCCAGGUUUUUUUACCAUUCAAAAGAAAAGAAGUAGUAAUACAAACUAAAAAAAAGUAUCCAUAGAUUUUUCUAAGUGUGGUAGUCAAACCAUUCUAGUGGCCAAGUCACUUCCAAAUGUGGUGAAUUUCAAAAUUUCCUAAAAAUGGAACUAUUUAAUAGAUUGAAGCCUGAGUUUCUUCCUCAAGCCUUCCUUUGAAUAAGCACCUGAGAAGGAAUGUCAUCAAAUGAUCAUCUGGUGGACUGGUGAUGUUAUUGUGUGUUCUUUCUCAGCGGAUUCUCCUCUAAAUAAAGUCAGAAUUGAUAACCUGAUAUAAAGUUAUAUUCCUUUACAGAAAAUGAUAAACAACAUAUAAAAUGAAGAAGAAAGAUUCCUCCAGAAACAGAUUGCUCCAGUAUUGAUUCAAUGAUAUUUUCCCAAAAACAUGGGCGGGAUUUCACUCUUAACUUUGGAUAUCCACAGUGCAGAUGAAUCCGCAGUGCAAGUGAACUGAUUCACACAAGAGCUGCAUUUGGUCUCUAUUAUUCUUCAAAAUAAAAUGAUUUUACAGCAUUAUAAUUGUGUGAAAUCCAGGGAUUACCUCCUAUUUCAGUUUAUCACUUGGUCUGUAUCAUUCUAUUUCAAUGUUACAAAUUAGAGAAGUAGCAUGGCUCAGUGGGAAGAGCAUGGGC
This is a messenger RNA of Tachyglossus aculeatus (Australian echidna), 4975 nucleotides long. RefSeq names its product semaphorin 3A (gene SEMA3A). Lineage: Eukaryota; Metazoa; Chordata; Mammalia; Monotremata; Tachyglossidae. The transcript is spliced from 17 exons. The record is from RefSeq and is a predicted model, not a curated record. Gene Ontology annotation, molecular function: neuropilin binding; chemorepellent activity; semaphorin receptor binding. Gene Ontology annotation, biological process: semaphorin-plexin signaling pathway; positive regulation of neuron migration; negative regulation of axon extension involved in axon guidance. The coding region runs from base 414 to 2735 and encodes 773 amino acids.